Solanum verrucosum is the source of this 307-nucleotide messenger RNA. RefSeq names its product stress-induced protein KIN2-like. Lineage: Eukaryota; Viridiplantae; Streptophyta; Magnoliopsida; Solanales; Solanaceae. The record is from RefSeq and is a predicted model, not a curated record. The transcript has 3 exons. The coding region runs from base 65 to 265 and encodes 66 amino acids.
UUUCAAGAAUAAUUUGAUUUCUCUAAGUUUGUAACAUUAUUUGCUCAAUUUUAAUCAGAAAAUCAUGGAUAACUCCCAGAACACAAGCUACAAAGCUGGCCAAGCCAAGGGCCAAGUCCAGGAAAAGGGUAAUCAGAUGAUGGACAGGGCUGCCAAUGCUGCACAAUCUGCUAAGGAAUCAUUACAGGAGGCGGGGCAACAAGUGCAGGCCAAGGCACAAGGGGCGGCAGAUGCAGUUAAGAAUGCCACUGGCUUGAACAAAUGAAAUUCUAUUCUUGAUUACAGCCAGACGGGCUCAUUUUUUUUA